This is a messenger RNA of Fimicolochytrium jonesii, 789 nucleotides long. Its product is annotated as Isochorismatase-like protein. The coding region runs from base 1 to 789 and encodes 262 amino acids. NCBI's taxonomy places the organism in Eukaryota, Fungi, Chytridiomycota, Chytridiomycetes, Spizellomycetales, Powellomycetaceae. Gene Ontology annotation, molecular function: isochorismatase activity. The transcript has 8 exons. The record is from RefSeq and is a predicted model, not a curated record.
AUGCCGGCGCCAGACACCAAAGACGUCCACGAGCAGCUCAACAAAGCGCGCAAACAUACCGGAAAGCCAUUGACAAAUGUGGUCGGUGACGGGACUGGCGGCAUCGGCGUCGGCAUCGCCCUCCUCCUAGUCGACCUCAUCAACGACAUCGAGUUCGAAGGGAACGAAUACAUGGUCGAACAUGCCAAGGAGAUGGCGCCGCGGAUCAAGGACAUGGCGCAGGAGUGCAGGGAUCUGGGUGUGCCGGUUAUCUAUUGUAAUGAUAACUUUGGGAAGUGGCGAUCGAACCUGGAGCAGAUAUACGACACGAUAGCGUCGGGAGAUACACCAGGCAGCUCGGUUGCGCAACUGCUUAAGCCGUCAAAGGACGACUACUUCAUCCUCAAGCCGAAGCAUUCUGCAUUCUACGCCACAGCGCUCGAGUCCCUCCUCACAUAUCUGCAGGUGAAGAGUCUCAUCAUAGUGGGCAUGGCGGGGAACGUGUGCAUUCUAUUCAGUGCAAACGAUGCGUACAUGCGCGACUACGCCCUAUACGUCCCGCGAGACUGCAUCGCCUCAUCCUCCCGCGAAGAAGCCGAUGCCGCCAUCCUGCUCAUGGACCGCGCCCUCGGCACCUGCACGAAACCAUCAACCGAACUGAAUCUGCGUGAGCUCGUGCAGGCGCACGAGAAGAAGGGGUUGGCGAAUGAGAAGGAGUUGAAGAAGCGGAGGGAGGGUAGUGCGGAGAAGGAGGGGGAUGGGAAGAAGGCGAAGACGGGGUUGGCGUCGGAUCCGGGGGCGGUGGCGUAA